Messenger RNA from Arachis stenosperma, 2452 nucleotides. Its product is annotated as cleavage and polyadenylation specificity factor subunit 3-I. The record is from RefSeq and is a predicted model, not a curated record. The transcript is spliced from 2 exons. Gene Ontology annotation, cellular component: mRNA cleavage and polyadenylation specificity factor complex. The coding region runs from base 229 to 2334 and encodes 701 amino acids. NCBI's taxonomy places the organism in Eukaryota, Viridiplantae, Streptophyta, Magnoliopsida, Fabales, Fabaceae. Gene Ontology annotation, biological process: mRNA 3'-end processing by stem-loop binding and cleavage. Gene Ontology annotation, molecular function: RNA endonuclease activity; 5'-3' exonuclease activity; RNA binding.
CCUUUCUUUUUCACACAAAAAUUUUCCAAAGGUAUCUCAUCCUUUGUGGAACUCCUGUGUAGUGUGUUCACUAUCCCUAAUUUGAGAGAGCAUCAGCACAGCCACCCUUCACAGCUUCACUAAUCUUUUCUGUUCAUCUCUCCACCCUCCUUCCUUUUUCUCGCUGGACUCCAUCUCUCAGCCUUCAUUUCGUGACUCGGCGUCAGUUCUUCCGUUAGAGACAGACAAAUGGCAUCAACGGCGACAACACAGGGACCGGGGCCAGGUGCGAAGAGGCGGGACGGCGGUUCAUCAAUGAGCGAGAGGAAGAGAGAGGAGGAGCAGCUGAUAGUGACGCCGCUGGGAGCGGGGAACGAAGUAGGGCGGUCGUGCGUUUACAUGAGCUACAAAGGAAAGACCAUCCUCUUCGAUUGCGGCAUCCACCCUGCCUACUACGGCAUGGCGGCUCUCCCUUACUUCGACGAGAUCGAUCCCUCAACCGUCGACGUCCUCCUCAUCACUCACUUCCAUCUCGACCACGCCGCUUCCUUGCCUUACUUCCUUCAGAAGACCACCUUCCGCGGCCGCGUCUUCAUGACCUACGCCACCAAAGCUAUCUACAAGCUCCUCCUCUCCGAUUAUGUCAAGGUCAGCAAGGUCUCCGUUGAGGACAUGCUCUACGACGAGCACGAUAUCAACCGCUCCAUGGAUAAAAUCGAGGUUAUUGAUUUCCAUCAAACUAUAGAAGUGAACGGUAUUCGAUUCUGGUGUUAUACUGCAGGCCAUGUACUUGGUGCUGCUAUGUUCAUGGUGGACAUUGCUGGAGUCCGAGUGCUUUACACCGGAGACUAUUCACGGGAGGAAGACCGGCAUCUUCGAGCUGCCGAGACCCCCCAGUUCUCCCCUGAUAUAUGCAUUAUAGAGUCCACAUAUGGUGUGCAGCACCAUCAGCCUCGGCACACACGAGAGAAACGCUUCACCGAUGUUAUCCAUUCCACCAUAUCUCAAGGAGGUCGUGUGUUGAUUCCGGCAUUUGCCCUUGGUCGUGCACAGGAGCUCCUCCUUAUCCUUGAUGAAUAUUGGGCGAAUCACCCGGAGCUCCAGAAUAUACCCAUCUAUUAUGCUUCUCCUCUUGCAAAAAAAUGCCUGACUGUGUAUGAGACAUACACCCUUUCCAUGAAUGAUAGAAUCAAGAAUGCAAAGUCGAAUCCAUUUGCUUUCAAAUACAUAUCGGCUUUGAGCAGCAUUGAAGUCUUCAAAGAUAUAGGACCAUCUGUGGUGAUGGCAAGCCCUAGUGGUCUUCAGAGUGGGUUGUCACGGCAAUUGUUCGAUAUGUGGUGCUCUGAUAAGAAAAAUUCUUGCAUUAUACCGGGGUAUGUGGUUGAAGGGACAUUGGCAAAAACCAUCAUCAGUGAACCCAAAGAGGUCACUCUCAUGAACGGGCUCACUGCACCUCUCAACAUGCAGGUGCACUACAUUUCCUUUUCGGCUCAUGCUGAUUCUGCUCAAACAAGUGCAUUCUUAGAAGAGCUCAAUCCUCCUAACAUAAUUCUUGUUCAUGGGGAAGCUAAUGAGAUGGGAAGGCUCAAACAGAAGCUCAUGAGUCAAUUUGCUGAUCGGAACACUAAGAUUCUUACUCCAAAAAACUGUCAAUCUGUUGAGAUGUAUUUCAAUUCACAGAAAAUGGCAAAAACCAUUGGCAAGCUUGCUGAAAAAACGCCUGAAGCCGGUGAAACUGUUAGUGGUCUGCUAGUGAAAAAAGGCUUUGCAUAUCAGAUAAUGGCACCUGAUGAUCUCCAUGUCUUCUCACAGCUAUCGACAGCAAGCAUUGCUCAGAGGAUCACCAUCCCAUAUUCAGGUAACUUUAGUAUUGUACAGCAUAGACUAAAACAGAUAUAUGAGAGUGUGGAGUCCUCUGUGGAUGAAGAAUCUGGAGUUCCAACAUUGCAAGUCCAUGAGUGCGUGACGGUGAAGCAUGAGUCCGAGAAGCAUGUUUCUCUGCACUGGUCAUCCGAUCCCAUCAGUGACAUGGUAUCAGACUCCAUUGUUGCUCUAAUUUUAAACAUCAGUCGCGAUGCCCCAAAAAUAAUAGACGAUUCAGAUGCCAUAAAAAUUGUAGAAGAGAAUGAGAAGAAAGCAGAGAAGGUUAUGCAUGCACUUCUCGUCUCGCUCUUUGGAGAUGUGAAGAUUGGAGAAAAUGGGAAGUUGGUGAUUAACAUUGAUGGCAAUGUGGCAGAGCUCAAUAAAGAAAGUGGAGAAGUUGAGAGUGAAAAUGAAGGCCUUAAGGAAAGAGUUAAAACCGCAUUUCGGCGUAUUCAAAGUUCUGUGAAGCCGAUUCCACCUUCUGCAGCGUAGUUCAUUCCUCUUAUUGUAGCAUGACUAACAGGAACUUAGACUCACCGUUAUUUGCUGUUAUUUUGCAGAACUGAAGAAUGUCAAAUGUUUAAUCAUUACCUCUAAAUUUAUUUUGUUA